Molecule: messenger RNA, 5421 nt
Organism: Funneliformis geosporum
Lineage: Eukaryota; Fungi; Glomeromycota; Glomeromycetes; Glomerales; Glomeraceae
Source: the annotation of a GenBank genome assembly
AUGGAUUAUAAUUCAUUAUCACCAGAACUACAAUUAGCAGCAUUAGAAAAGGAAUUUAUUGAUGGAGUAUUAACAAAAAAAGGAUUCGAACAGAAAAAAAGAUCUUUGUUUGAAAAAAAUCACCUAUUAGGAACUUUUCCUGGAGCUGAAGAUGGGGGUAUUUCUCCAACUAACAGUAUCAGCAGCACAACUAGUGGAAAUUGUUAUAAUAAAGACAACCAGCAAUAUGCCGGAUAUCCCGAUUAUCCUCCUUUACUUCCUCCUCAUGUUCCCUUACAACAAAAUGAUGCACCACACCAUCGACCCGUUCCCAGAAAAAGUUCUGAUUUGGAAAGAUCAAGAAUUCAUGUCCGUACACAAAAUGUUGAUCCAUUUGCUAAUAUUAAUCCUAGAUCCGAUUCUUUAACAGCAACAAAUCGUCGUUCUGAUUCAGCUCAAAUUCAUUCCACUCCUUUAUCCACUUCACCUAAUAAUACUCUUUCAAAUCCAAAUAGUAAUCUAUUUCAUUAUAGACCCCCAUAUAAUCCUUCCUUACAUCAUAAUGUUGCGUAUGCACCACAUCAAUUUAUAUCUAGGCAAACUCCAGGGCGUCCUCCUUUGCCUCCACCACUUGGGUAUCCACAGUAUUUUCCUCCUACAAUUCCAGUCACGUACCCCAUUAGACCCGCACCUCAUGUUAGACCUAUUGCUCCUAUAAUACCACAAAUUCGUCCAGUUCCACCUGGUCCAAUUACAAGAAAACUAGUAGUGAAUGAUGGUGCGCAAGGAAUUUUGGAUAUAGAUCAUCCCAAAAAUUUAGCCGAUGACAAUGCUUCGAUCAUUUCAGGAAAGUCUAUUAUUUCAAACCCUAAUGGGCAAAGAUUUAGUGGAAUGAGUAAUUCUGAUGAUAGACCUGGAAGAAACAUUGGAAAGCGAAUGUCUUUAUAUAAUAAUUUGGCACAUUUAGAUAUUUUAGAUCCAACACCAAAUUUUGAUCCUGAAUUAUCAAAAUUAGGAGGAUUACAAUUUAUGCCGUUUGAGCCAAGAGAAUUGCCUUUUGAAAAUAUAGACCCGUUGAAUCCUUCUAUAAGCAUAUCAAAUUACGCGGAUAUAGCGACACUUUUAAGAUAUAGAGGCCAGAUGACCCCAAAACAAACGGCCUUUAUAGUAUUGGAUCAAAAAGGCCGCGAAACGUAUGUAUGGACUUGGGAAAAAUUACAUUUGAGAGCGGAAAAAAUAUCACAAGUAAUUUUAAAAGAAAGUGGAUUAAUGAGAGGUGAUAGAGUGGCAUUGAUUUAUAGGAAGACGGAAAUUUUGGAAUUUUUGGUUGCAUUAUAUGGAUGUUUCUUUGCGGGUGUUGUUGCUGUGCCAAUUAAUGCUGUUGAAGAAUUUAAGGAACUCUUAGUUAUAUUGGAAACUACAAAAUCUAAGCUUGUAUUAACUACUGAACAUAAUCAUAAAGUAUUAACGCGAGAUUUGUUGGCACAAAAAAAAGAAUUGCCGGACGUAACUUGGUGGAAAACAAAUGAAUAUGGAGCGUUGAAUUUAAAAAAGGGAGAUGAAAUUGGAAUAAUUAAUCUCACUGAAUUGGCCUAUAUUGAAUAUACAAGGAGUCCAAAUGGAGAAUUGAAAGGAGUGGCGAUAAGCCAUCAAACAAUCAUGUCACAAUGUAACGUUAUGAGAGCAAGUGUAACAGAUGCAAAAAUGAGAGAACAUUUAAAUAAUCAAAUUAAUCAUGAAAAAUCACAACAACAAUCUGCCAAUGAUGGAAUAGAAGGAGGAAACCCUGGAGAAAUGAAUGAUAAUUUUGUUGAUACUGUAUUGAGUUAUUUAGAGCCAAGACAGCAAGUUGGUUUAAUAUUGGGUGCCUUAUGGGGAGUUUAUUGUGGUAAUAUUACUAUAUACUUGGGUAGUCUUGGACCUGAUGUACCUGGUUUAUGGGUAAAUUGUGUUUCGAAAUAUAAAGUUACUAUCGCACUAGCGGAUUAUCCAGGCUUGAAUCCAAUUGUUUCAUCGUUUAAAUCAGAUCCCUCGGCAACUUUAAACUAUACAAAAAAACAAUCACCUGUCCUUUCAUCAUUACGCUUUUUAUUUAUCGAUGCGCUUACAAUAGAUAUUAAUUUGAAUCAAGAAAUUAUUGAACAACUUCUUUAUCCACUGGGUACACAAUUUCCGAAAGAUGUUUUGACUCCAUUAAGUAGUUUACCAGAACAUGGAGGUAUGAUUUUAAGCUUCGGCGACUUGCUUGGUGUGCAAGGACUAGAUAACAGGGUUGAGGGUGAACGAGGUGUGAAACAAUUCUUAUUGGACCGUGAGGAAUUAAAAGAAAAUCGUAUUGCUAUUGUGGGAACUGGAGAAGAUCAAAACACGAAGAGCCUUGAUGGACGAGGUGUUAUGAAAGUUGGAGCUUUUGGAUUUGUCAUGCCUGAAGAGACAACAGCGUUGUGUUUGCCUAAUACAGUUGGAGAAAUAUGGGUCGAUUCACCAUCAUUGUCAGGAGGAUUUUGGGAUUUGCCAAAACAUACCGAGUCAAUAUUCCACGCUCGUCCGAUAAUAGUACCUGGUGAUACAAAGAAACCAGAGUACUUUGAACAAGAAUUUUUGAGGACAGGACUUUUAGGAUCAUUAAUUAAUGGACAAUUGGUUAUAUUUGGAUUAUAUGAACAUCGAAUAAGGUUAUUAGAUGAACCUAUUAUUAAGGAACAACAACAGAAAUUGGUUAUAAUAAACUGGGGUGAGAAUGAUGGAGCUAUUUAUAAUGAGGAGGCAAAUGAUAACAAGGAUGAGGAUGAAGAAAAAUUAAAAUAUAAGUUUCAUUAUACUUUGGAUUUGGAGAAUACCGUUAGGAGAAUGGUUGAAGGUGUUAUUGAUUGUGUUGUAAUUGAAAUUUAUAUAAAGGACCAAAAUUUGCCAGUGUUGAUAGCAGAAUCCUCGUUACCAAUAGAAAAUUUGACCGCUCUUGCUGAUGAGAUAUACGACAAAUUAGUUGCGAAUCAUGAUCUCCGUCUUUAUACAAUAUCAAUAUGUGCACAAAAAUCGUUGCCACGUACAUGGAAGAAUGGUAAAAAAUUAAUAAAUAGUAUAGCAUGUAAAAAGUAUUUCGAAUACGGACUAUUACAAGUGUUGCAUGUUAAGACUUGUGCAUCAGAAACGAUAUUUGAUAUACCGAUGGGAGAAAAUACUGGAAUAUGGGGACCUAACGCUAUGGCCUCACGACAGGAAAUGAGUAACGGAUCAGUGGCAAUAAGAAGACCUCAAUAUACCGGGAUAGAGAUUCCACAAGAAGUAUUGGACGAAAAGACCAGUUUCAAUUUAUUAAAAUUCCGAAGUAUAGUUGAUGUGUUAUUAUGGCGAACACAAAUAUCACCCGAUGAAACCGCGUAUAAUAUAUUAGAUACGAAAGGAAAAGAAGGAAAGCCAAUAUCAUGGAAAAAAUUAAAUAAUCGUAUAGCGACUUUAGUAAGUUUUUUGCAGAAAAAGGGAUGUAAAGCUGGGGAUCAUACUGUAUUAAUAUUUCCACAUGGGAUAGAUUUUGUAUGCAGUAUAUUUGCAUGUAUGUUAUUGGGUAUAAAAGCAAUUCCCAUAUCACAAACAGAACCUACGAGAGCUUCGGAGGAUAUACCUGCGUUAUUUGAAUUAAUAGAAGAGUUUAAAAUUAGUUAUUUAUUAGUAAAUACAGAUACCGAACAAACACUUAAAAGCAAACAAAUAUCAAAUUUCAUAAAGACGAUGAGUGGAGUGUCAAAACAGUCAGGAGGUAGCAAUAACAAAGUAUUACCUCAGCUAAUUAAUAUAGCAAGAGCACCUAAAUACACAAAGACAUUGAAAGAAUCAAAUUUCGUUAUGAUGGAAGAAUGGUUAAAACCACAAUGGACAGCAAUCAUCAUGUGCUACUUUUCACCCGAUCAACGAAAAAGUUGUGUAAGAUUGGAUCAUGAUACAUUGUUAGCUUUAUGUAAAGUGCAAAAAGAGACUUGUAGGUUGAGAAGCACACGGGCGGUAUUAAGUUGUGUUAGACAUUUUAGCGGUAUUGGAUUUGUGCACACUAUAUUAAUUGGAAUCUAUCUUGGAUCACCGACAAUUCUCAUCACACCACUUGAUUAUCAUACGAACCCUUUAGUAUGGUUUGAAACCAUAUCAAAAUUUAAAAUCAAAGACACUUAUGCUACAUUUCCAAUGUUACAACACGCAAUGUCACGUUUUGAAAACGAGGAUUAUCGAAACUUUUCUUUGCAUCAUUUAAAGAAUUUAAUGAUCCCGGUUGAUGGUAGACCAAAUGUAUCCCUAUAUAAGCAAGUAGUGAAAACAUUUUUGGCCAAUCGAUUAGAUGAUGUGGCAGUAAAUUAUGUAUACAGUCAUAUAGCAAAUCCCAUGGUAACCACAAGAUCUUAUAUGUGCGUAGAACCCAUUGAAUUAUAUUUGGAUUUGAAAAGUUUGAGAAGAGGAAUUAUUAAAAUUGUUGACCCAGAAGAUGAACCUUUUGGAGUGUUAUUGCAUGACUCUGGAACGGUUCCAGUGUCAACGCAAGUAGCCAUAAUACAUCCGGAAACAAGACGUCCGUGUUUGUCAAAUGAAUUUGGAGAGAUAUGGGUUAAUAGCGAUGCCAAUGCGAAAUCUUUACACGGGUCAAUGUAUCAAUUAGAUCAGGCUCGAUAUUCUGCUACAAUAGAUGGAGGGGAUCCAAGAGUAAAAUACUUACGUACAGGAGAUUUAGGAUUUUUAUAUACAAUUCAUAAACCAGCAGUAGAAGGAACAUUGUUAGAGUACCAAUGUUUAUUCUUUUUAGGACCAAUCGCAGAAACAUUUGAAGUUAAUGGAUUGAUACAUUUCCCGGUGGAUAUCGAAUUUACAGUUGAAAGAUGUCAUCAACUGAGUCAAGUUAGUUUAAUUUCACCAGAUGGAUGUGUGGUUUUUCAGUCUAAUAAAGAAGUUGUAUGUGUGGUAGAAGUGAGGGCAAAGGAAGGAAUUCUCAAUUUGAUUCCAUGCGUAAUGAAUUCAAUAUUGGAUGAACACCAAUUUAUUAUUGAUGUAAUCGUAUUUAUUGGACCUGGGACAUUACCAAAAUCGAGAUUAGGUGAAAAACAAAGAGCAAAGGUCAUUAAUUCUUGGUUAAGUGGUAAUUUAACUACAUUACAUGUACAUUAUGUGAAAUCAAAGCCAAGUUCUAAAACAAAUUCACAAUUACUAUCACCAAAUGUGAUGCUUUCACAACGAUUGAUAACCACAAAUCCUUCACCCUCACCAACACUUGAUCCAACUCAAUAUAGUAUUACAUCUGGAUUUAUCAAUACAACAAGAAGUAAUAUAAUACCUUCUAACAUGAUGAAUGAAUUGGUGUUGAACAAUGAAAAUCAAAAAUCAUCACAACAUGAAGAUAAUAUUUCAAAUCAUACUAAUGGAUUUGAUAAUAGUAAUUUAGAUUCAUCAAAUAAAAAUGAUUAA